Messenger RNA from Cygnus olor (mute swan), 1338 nucleotides. RefSeq names its product START domain-containing protein 10-like. Gene Ontology annotation, molecular function: lipid binding. The record is from RefSeq and is a predicted model, not a curated record. The transcript has 6 exons. NCBI's taxonomy places the organism in Eukaryota, Metazoa, Chordata, Aves, Anseriformes, Anatidae. Bases 36 to 824 code for a protein of 262 amino acids.
GUUCUUCGUCCCGGCACAAGGAGCGGGUGCCCCGCAUGGAGCGGGUGCCGGUGCCCGACGCCGACGCUUUCCGCGCCUUCCGGCAGCGCUGCCAGGACGGCGGCUGGCAACGGGACUGCGGCGGCCUCGCCGUCCGCCUGGAGCCGCCGCCGCCGGGCUGCGCCGUGCACCAGCUGAAGUGCCGCAUCGACAUCCCGGACGUGCCGGCGGGGACGGUGUACGACGUGCUGCACGACAGCGAGUAUCGCCGUGAGUGGGACACCAAUGUCAUCGACAGCCACGACAUCGCCCGGGUGGCUGCCAACGCCAACGUGGGCUAUUACGCCUGGCGAUGUCCAAAGCCCUUAAAGAACAGGGACGUGGUGACACUGCGAGCCUGGCAGGUCGAGGACGGGUAUCACACCAUCAUCAACUUCUCGGUCAAGCACCCGAAAUACCCUCCGCGCAAGGACCUGGUCAGGGCAGUCGCGCUCCUCAUGGGGUACCUGGUGCGCUCAACCGGGCCCAGCAGCUGCAGUCUCACCUACCUGGCUCAGGUGGAUCCGAAAGGGUCGUUGCCAAAGUGGGUGGUGAAUAAAGUGUCGCAGUACCUGGUGCCACAGAUGUUAAAGAAACUGCACAAGGCCUGCGUGCAGUACCCUGCCUGGAAGCAGCAGCACGGUGCGAACGUGAAGCCUUGGCUGUACCCCGAGCAGAACACGCUUCCCGUGCUGGCGCUGGCGGAGCUGGCGCUGCAGCACGCUGCCUCGCUGGAGAACAUCGACGAGAGCGGCCUGGCCGAAGCGAAGGAUGAGGGCAGCGACCACGGCGGCACGGAGAAUUGAUGCUGCUCGUGGUGCUGCAGGGAGGGACACCACAGCGUGCUGCUCAGGCUCGUCUAGGGGGUUACAAUAAGAAGGGGGGGGGGGGACAGGGAGCUUUUUACACAGAAAUCCCCGUGUUUGUAGCCUUUUCUCUCAUGAACGGGCUGCACUGAUCUGGUUAUCAGCUGUGCUCGGGGAGGAGUUGUGCCAUCGGUUUCUCAGGCGUAAUCUACUGUGCCUUUAGCAGAACACAGCUUGUUCUGGGGCUGUCAAUGCUGCUCCAAGAGGUCGAGUUGUGUGCUGUACCUCUGCCGGGCUGCUUUACCGGCUGGGGAGUUACUCAUUGACAAGCUGAGGCUGCUCUUUGCCUCUGUCGUGUGAGCGGCUGAAAUACCUGGCGGUGCUGGAGCUGUUCUCCCAGCAGGAGUCAGCAGGCUGCCCUGCUUUGUCCCUCUGGCUCUGGAGGAUGAAACGGACUGCGGUGACGUGUACAACCCAUUCCACUGCUCUGUCAAUUAAAGAUACUUAAGCCAUG